CCCCCAUGGAACCAUUGAGAGCCGCACCUUGAUUCAUGUCAUACUACUUCGUCUUAUCUGAAGCCACGUGCAAAAACGACAUUCCUUUCUCGUCUCCACAUCCGCCUGGAUGUCCAUCGGCUGCCAGGCACACUGCAACUUCGGCAACUGCUCUUCUCCAUCUUCCUAUUUGCGUAUAGUCUGGCUUUGGGGGUAAAGGAUGAAGGCCGGCGUUUGGCCGAACCUUAGCAUCAUGGCGUCCGGGAAGAGUCGACUUCGACUCCUAUUUAAGGCGGCAUCCUCCUCCCUCUGAGUCGGACCAAGAGAUCAGCAGUGCUCUCCAGACAACUCAGUUCGCACCUCAACAACAGCCUUCGCAACAAUGAAGUUCCUCGCCGGUCUCUCCCUCCUUGCCUCCGUGGCUUCCGCCAUGAGCGUUGACUUGACUCAGCGCGGUGGCCCCCUCGACGUCAAGAUCGAGGUCGUCAACAACACCAACGUCAAGGCCAGCAUCACCAACACCGGCAAGGAGCAUCUGAAGGUCCUCAAGACUGGUUCCAUCCUCGACAACGCCGCUGUUGAGAAGACCCAGAUCUUUUCUGCUUCCGGCCCCGUCGCCUUCGAUGGUCUCCGCCUCCGCAUCGCCACUUCUGCCCUUCCCGAGGAUGCCUUCCAGCUGAUCGCCCCCGGCGAGACCGUCGAGACCUCCUGGGACUCGGCCGAGGUCCACGACCUCUCCCAGGGCGGCUCCUUCGACGUCAAGGUUGCCGGCAUUCUGCAGUAUGCCCACGUCAACUCGACUGAGCUCAAGGGCACCCUCCCCUACUCGUCCAACAUUGUGACCGCCUCCGUCGACGGCGCCGCUGCCUCCCAGGCUCGCCGCGUCUUCCACGAGAAGCGCUCCAUCGUGCAGUCCGACUGCACCGGCUCCCGCGGCUCCGCCACCCGCACUGCCAUGUCCAACUGCCGCGCUCUCGCCGCCCGCGCCAGCCAGGUCGCCUCGUCCGGUUCCGCCUCCAAGAUGACCGAGUACUUCAAGUCUUCGUCCUCGUACACCCGCUCCACCGUCGCCGGCGUUUUCGCCCGCGUCGCUAACGAGUGCGGCUCCACCACCUCCGGCUACGCCCGCUACUACUGCUCCGACGUCUACAAUGCUUGCUCGUCUGGUGUCCUCGCCUACACCCUCCCCAGCUCUAGCUUCAUGGUCAACUGCCCGCUGUACUUUAGCGCGCUGUCCAGCUUGAGCAGCCAGUGCCAUGCCCAGGACCAGGCCACCACCACCCUCCACGAGGUCACCCACUUGAGCCAGAUCCAGGGCACCUCGGACCAGAGUGGAUGCUAUGGCUACAGCUGUGUGCGCCAAUUGUCUGGAAGCCAGAACUUGAAGCAUGCUGAUACCUAUGCCUUGUUUGCCAACUCUAUCUACGUUGGCUGCUAAGCGCAUGUCACUCACAUGUCACUCACAUGGCUAUGCCACGUAUGGAAACGAUGUUGAUGAGAGUUUGGAAAUGAAUUGACGCAGUUGG
Messenger RNA from Neurospora hispaniola, 1505 nucleotides. RefSeq names its product Deuterolysin metalloprotease family-domain-containing protein. The transcript has 3 exons. NCBI's taxonomy places the organism in Eukaryota, Fungi, Ascomycota, Sordariomycetes, Sordariales, Sordariaceae. Bases 362 to 1417 code for a protein of 351 amino acids. Gene Ontology annotation, molecular function: metalloendopeptidase activity. The record is from RefSeq and is a predicted model, not a curated record. Gene Ontology annotation, biological process: proteolysis.